AUGGAUGAAUCCAUAUUUAGAAUACGUUUAGUUGUGAGGUAUGUAAGGUCUUCUCCAGCAAGGUUACAAAGAUUUAAGUGGUAUGUGGAAAAAGAAAAAAUCGGAAGUAAAAGUCAUUUGAUUCUUGAUGUAGAAACUCGGUGGAACUCUACAUACUUGAUGUUGGAAGCGGCAUUAAAAUUUCAAAAAGCUUUUGAGUUGUUGGCAUUGGAAGAUAGUAAGUAUGCAGAUGAGCUUACUAGUAGUGAUAGGUCACGAGGUUUACCUAUGAGUACUGAUUGGGAGUAUGCUCACUACUUGUUAUCUUUCUUGAAAGUAUUUUAUGAUGCUACUCUACGUGUCUCUGGGUCUCUUUAUGUUACUAGUAAUGCGUACAUGCGAGAGAUUAUUGGUGUUAGGUUGAAGAUUUCAACAUGGUGUAAAAGUCCUGAUCUUGGCUUACGUAAUAUGGCUACACGGAUGAAAGUAAAAUUUGAUAAGUAUUGGUCAAAUGUUGAUAAUAUCAACAUUAUGUUAUUCAUUGCAGAGGUACUGGAUCCUAGGCACAAAUUGGAAUAUGUGUACUGGGUAGUUAAUGAGGCCUAUGAUGUUGUUGUAGCUAACAAGUUGAUGAGAAAAAUGAAGGAAGCUUUGUUGUCUUUAUUUGAGCAAUACAAUUUGCUUAUGGUGGAUGACAAUGAGCAGUCAAGUGAGGAAUCUCAAGUUUCAAUUGACACUGAUGUGCAUGAUGUAAAUGUUGAUAAUGAGGACUUCAUGAGGGUUAUGUAUAAUGAGAAAAAGGCCGCAAAGAAAGCUGUUGAGCAUAAAACAGAGUUGGAUAAGUAUUUAGCAGACGAUUGUGAGGAUGACAACGACAAAACUUUUGAUAUCUUGAAUUGGUAG
Messenger RNA from Pistacia vera, 882 nucleotides. Its product is annotated as zinc finger BED domain-containing protein RICESLEEPER 2-like. The record is from RefSeq and is a predicted model, not a curated record. Bases 1 to 882 code for a protein of 293 amino acids. Lineage: Eukaryota; Viridiplantae; Streptophyta; Magnoliopsida; Sapindales; Anacardiaceae. The transcript has a single exon. Gene Ontology annotation, molecular function: DNA binding.